This is a messenger RNA of Prunus persica (peach), 3723 nucleotides long. RefSeq names its product zinc transporter 5. Gene Ontology annotation, molecular function: zinc ion transmembrane transporter activity. The transcript has a single exon. Gene Ontology annotation, cellular component: Golgi apparatus; membrane. Bases 386 to 3217 code for a protein of 943 amino acids. NCBI's taxonomy places the organism in Eukaryota, Viridiplantae, Streptophyta, Magnoliopsida, Rosales, Rosaceae. Gene Ontology annotation, biological process: zinc ion transport; intracellular zinc ion homeostasis; transmembrane transport. The record is from RefSeq and is a predicted model, not a curated record.
AUUGGAGGAAUCAAUCCCAAAUGAGCCGUUAUUGUGUCAUCCCCGGUUGUCCGGUAAAAUCAAAUGCCCCAACCAGAAGGCAAACUGUAGCAUAUAGACUCUCCAGAAGCAAUGGACCAUCAAAUGGGAAAUAAUUGGAAAAAAAUUCAAUCCAACGGUCAUCAGCAUCCAUAACCAUAGAUGAAAUGCAAGUUGGGUUCAACGGACUCGUCACUCCAUAGACCCCGCCGAGAAAAGUCUCUCCUUCCUCGGACCCUUUGCUGGGUCUGAGAGACUCCAUUCGGAUCCAUCCGACCGUCACUGACCUUUGGAAAAGUCUCAACGUCCUUAAACUCAAACCUCCAGAGGCCCCAACCAAACCAUCUCCAACCAGCAACCAGCAAACAUGGCCGAUCACGACCACAACCACCACCAUCACCAGCACAGGCCUCACCGCCUCUCACUCCCUCAACGCCCCACCACACCCACCACCUUCGCCGCUACACCCACCGCUUUCCCCACCACACCCACCACGUCUAGACAAUACCCUGUUUACCCUUUCUCAUCGUCUUCAACCCCAAUCGCAACUCCGACCAAACAUCGCCUCUCUUCUCUCAACCCCAAACCAUUCAAUCCCAACAACAACAGCAAGUCCUCUCUUUCAUUUCUCUUCUUCCUCCUUCUCUCUCUUCGCUCCCUCUAUUCCCUCCUUCCGUUUCUUCGCUCCUCCCCUUCUUUCUCUCUCUUCCCCUUCUCUUUCCUUGUCUCUCUCCUCUCUUUCCUGCUAACCCUCUCUUGCUCCCUCUUCACCUCCUCCUCCUCCUCCUCCUCUUCCAAAGACCCGUUUCACCAAAAGCAAAACCAACCCAUCUUCUCUUUCACCCUGAUCACGCAAUCCCAGCACAGAGUCUUGGUCGCCAAAUCGAUUCUUCUCGCCAUCGUCUUCCUGCUUCGUUUUCAGGCGCUUCGAUAUUGCGGCGCCGCCGCCAUGAUCCUCGCUGAAUUGUCCGGAAACGUUGCCGCACGGUUCCUGGCCGAGGGCCGGGACUCGAAUCUCGGUGGCGAUCGGAAUCGGUCCUCCAAGGUUCGUGGGUUCCUCGCUCUGUUUUCUGGGUUGCUUUUGUUAUCUUUGAGUUGGGAUCGGAUUGAAUGCUUCCCAUUUUCUGCUAAGUCGGUUGAAAGUUUGGGACUUUCGGUGUUUCCAAGAGUGGAUUGUGUUAGAAUUUGGCCAAUGUUGCUUCCAUUUCUAUCUGGGUUUUUGGGGUGUUACGAGCGUGUUUCGAUGAAUUGGGGGACAAUUAGGCAAUUAGGUCGGAAGAGGGUUCGUUUAAUUUCGUUGUUCUUUACAACUGUAGUGCUUUUCGUUCCUGCUGUUGUUAGUGUUUUCAUGUUUGAAGCUGAGGGAGAUGGAGUUUCCUUUGGAAAUUUGGCUUGGCCUCUGGCAAACACUGUUGUUUUUGGGGUGCUUCUGAGUGAAAGUUAUGGUGAUGACAAGUCAUUGAGUUCUAAGGACUUCCGGAAAGAGUAUUUGGUUACAUUUUUAUGCACUCUUGUUUUGGAGUUGUUUUAUUUUCCUGAACUAUCACUUUGGGGACUAUUGCUCUGUGGUUUGUUACUAUAUGUUGCUGUUAGGGAAUUGGAUCCUUAUUACUCAAAUUAUCUUGAACUGGGGAUGGACUCUUCUGAAUCAUUUACUACUGCCAUUAUGAAGCCUAUUAGACACAUUUUGAGUGAGAGGAAGUCUCGCAAGAUUGCACUUUUCCUUCUGAUCAAUACUGCAUACAUGUUUGUGGAAUUUGCUGCUGGGUUCAUGAGUAAUAGUCUAGGGCUGAUAUCAGAUGCCUGUCACAUGUUGUUUGAUUGUGCUGCCUUGGCAAUUGGGCUAUAUGCUUCGUAUAUUUCACGUUUGCCUGCGAAUCAUCAGUUUAAUUAUGGUCGUGGGAGAUUUGAGGUUCUUUCAGGAUAUACUAAUGCUGUUUUCCUGGUGUUGGUUGGAGCAUUAAUAGUGUUGGAGUCGUUUGAGAGGAUUUUGGACCCUCAGGAGAUAUCAACUAGCAGUUUAUUAGUUGUUUCAAUUGGAGGGCUUCUUGUCAAUGUGGUUGGCUUAGUCUUCUUUCACGAGGAGCAUCAUCAUGCUCAUGGUGGAUCUGGAUCAUGUUCCCACUCCCACCAUCACCAGCAUUCGCAUCAAUCUGUUGGACAUGAUCAUGGAGGUCAUGGGAAGCAUGAGGAGUCUAUACCUAUUUCCAUUGAAUGCCAUGAAAAUUCAUGUUCCGGCCAUGAUGACCAUCAUGAACACCAACAUGGCAGUUAUAUCGGUUCUAAAGACCACAAUUUCUUGAGCAGUGAGUGCCAUGAUCACGAUGGCCACAGUCACCAGCACGACCACCAUGGACACAGUCACCAGCACGACCACCAUGGCCACAGUCACCAGCACAACCACCAUGGCCACAGUCACCAGCACGACCACCAUGGCCACAGUCACCAGCACAACCACCAUGGCCACAGUCACCAGCACGACCACAUUGGCCACAGUCACCAGCACGACCACAUUGGCCACAGUCACCAGCACGACCACCAUGGCCACAGUCACCAGCAGGAUCAGCACGAUCACCCCCGCCAGCACGAACACCAUGACCACUCCUGCCAGCACGAACACCAUGACCAUGCCCAGCAGCAUACUCAUUCUUCUGAAGGCAAAGAAGUGGCGGAAUCUCACAUUCGAGGGGCAGGUUUUCAGCUGAAAAAACUGUCAACUGAUGGAGAAAAAACAGCUAGGCAUCAGCACCACCACAUUGACCACAACAUGGAAGGAAUAUUUUUGCAUGUUUUGGCUGACACCUUGGGAAGUGUCGGAGUGGUUAUAUCAACUCUCUUGAUUAAGUACAAGGGAUGGCUUGUUGCUGAUCCUGCCUGCUCGAUAUUUAUUUCUGUCUUGAUUAUAUCUUCAGUUAUCCCAUUGCUGAGAAACUCAGCAGAAAUCUUGCUCCAAAGAGUUCCCAGAGCACAUGAGCAGGAUAUGAGAAAAGCUCUUAUUGAUGUUAGGAAGAUACGGGGGAUUUCUGGCAUUCGAAACUUGCAUAUAUGGAGCUUCACCAACUCAGAAGUAGUGGGGACUCUCCAUCUUCAUGUUUCAACAGACAUUGACAAGGCUCUUGCAAAGGCACAGGUGUCACAUGUACUGUACGAAGCUGGAAUCAAGGAUUUAACAUUGCAGUUGGAAUGUGUUGGACAAUAGCUUUAUAACUUUUGACGUUUUUCUUCACCUUGACAGAACUAACUGUGAGAGAGUAGGCCAUUUGUUGUGGACUCAAAGUGAUUUUCUGAAUAUUGGCUGAUAAACUCCUUCAGUGAGCCUGUCGGGGAUUACAAAUGGGUCCUGCAGCGCUUCUUUUGUCAUCGUUCUGGAACUCUUCAUGUACAUCUUGAAGCUCAGAGAUGUUACCAAAGGUUAACAGGAUUAUGAUACCAAUCUUCUCUGCUUGGAGAUCAGCAUGCAUCGCAUUGAUAGUUCGUGUUUGUGGUUCGUGUAAUUGUGUUUGUGUGGGCAUGUAAAGAAACAUGCAAAGGGAUUGGAUGUGUAACUUUUUUUGGCAGGCAAUAUAUGUAGUUUGUGGUUCAUAUCCAUGAAUCAUUUGGAUUUUCUUUUUCGUUGGUUAAAAGCACGAUUUAAAGAUGUAUCACCAGCUGGCAUAAUAAUCUACCAGGACGUGGAAAUUCAUUGAAUGGAUGUAAUUUCGAUCA